Molecule: messenger RNA, 477 nt
Organism: Mesorhabditis spiculigera
Lineage: Eukaryota; Metazoa; Nematoda; Chromadorea; Rhabditida; Rhabditidae
Source: the annotation of a GenBank genome assembly
AUGCCUCGACCCUACCCGAUCGAGAUAUGCCACAAAUCUGUCGGCGGCGGUCUCCGCAUUGGCCCGUGUCUCCUUGCCCCGGAUGUCAACUACAAUGACCAGAGCUACAUUCAACGAGGCGGAGCUGGGCAGCCGUCGCCCUUCCAGAAGGCUAGAUCGUUGUCGCCAGCCUCCAAGCAGCGCUACCAAGCCCCAUCGCCGAGGACACGCCGCGAACUGUCGCCCGGAGCUUCUGUGCAUCACUUGCAGUACAACUCGCCGAUGAACUUGUACUCGACCGAGUCGGCCGCCGAGCAGUACAACCAGCAGACUGGACUGCCGGUUGGCCCCGUUCCUCGUGCCAAUUCACCCUACCUGAAUUCUGCCACCCGCCAGGCUAUCGCUGAGGAAGAGGGAGCUCGUUUCCUCCGUGGCACCUCCCCGACCUGCUCGCCGAGCUUCAAACGCAUCAGCAGCGCCGUCGGCACCCCCGUCAAC